CUCGAAACGUGUUUGUGUUUCGCAAUCCUACUUCUCAGUACUACGAUAGAUGCAUCUACUAGUAAUCCCCCGGAGUAGUUCUUCUUGGUGCUCGACUGAUCGCACCAUGUGAAAGACCAUUUAUUUUUCCGUGAUUUCCCUGAUGACCUAUUAUUGCGCCCAUCUCUCCUAGUCCUACAACAUCAUAGCAGCCUAUUAUUUAAGUAAAACCAGAUAUCACCCCCUGAUUGAUAGAUAAUGUCGUCUUGUUUCUUUCCUGCUCCCAAAGGGGCUGACAUCGUGGCGGCAUCUUCAUCCACGAUGCUUUGUCGGGCCGUCCUCUUGGUGCAGCUUUUGAACAGUACUUUUACAUCAAGAAGCGUCAUUUGUUCCUGCGUCAGCGCCACGCGGCUGAGAACGUCGAGGACGACGACGUCCGGCCUCCGUACAAGGAAAACAGAAGUACAACGUGGUCAAAUUGCGAGGAACCCCGCCGGGAGCACGCGAAGUAGAGGUGGUGCGCCAGCAGCUGGCAUAGAUGAAGAAGAUCAAGGGGAACGUGAAGUAGAUGACCAGUCUGAGGUCACCGUUCAGCACUCCCGAACCACUUUAGCAUCGCCGCCAACAUCUUCUACACGACCAGAUGCAAGACCCUCUUUUUCGAGCAACCAGGUCGUAAAACCACUGCUCCAGCGACACAACAAGGUCCUCGCAGGGAGGCCCCGCCUCUCCCUCCUGUCUGUCGAGCAGGAAAAGAAAAAUCACAAGAAAACUAGUACAGCAAGAGAUGAGCCUACAUCUUCAUCCGGCAACAUACUUGAAAAAGACCGGGACGGGGAGAAGAGCGGACAUCAGGGACCACGACGUGAAAAAAUAGUAGUAGACGAGUGUAUCAUCGACGACGUAAACCCCUGGCUGGAUCUAGCUCCCUGCGAUCUGUCCUGCUGCCCAGUUAAAAAUUCGGUCGAGGAUGAUGAAGUCGACGUGGUCUCAAGUGGAACUACUACACCGCCGGUAGUUGUCCCUACUUCCUGCGGAGUCAUGGAGAAACGGUUGAACGUUCUAGGUGAGAUAGAAGUCCUAAAACCAGAUAACAACAACUCUGAUCACCAUUUCCUCACCGCAAUAAAGCAAAACGAGAACUACAACCUCUGCGGACAAGGAAAUAUCACCCGAUACGUGGACCAAAUCAGUUCCAUUCUAAAACAACCGCGGCUCCGUUGGGAGGCGGAAAAGGCCGGAGCCCGGGUGUGGAAUAUCAAAUGCAAAAGUGUCUGGGUCUGGAAACUUGUGAUGCAAGGAAGGGAAUAUUAAGCACACUGUAAUGCGCUCCCCACCAUGACAAGUUUUUCCGUGGUUCAGAGUUGCGUACUCCGCAUGAGAAACUGCGUUUUUGCAUGACAGACAAGAGGACCUCUUCGCGGGCACGCAAUACAGAGUUUAGAGUCAUGCCAGACUAGCAUGACGAAUCUCGCAAUCUCCCAGACCCAGACAUUUUUGCAUUUGAUAUGGAAAACGACUUGUCAAAACAUGCCGACCUGCGACUGCCCCGUGACAGAGUGGGUGCCCGUGGAAGGAACGUGCUCGGUCAGCUGCUGCCCCCAAGAGGCGAAGAUGGAGUUAUUUGUUGUUCAGAACAAAGGAUUACCUACCUCUUCUCCUUCAAAAAGGAAAAUAGUCCCCUGUGGCCUCCAAAAGUACACGAGAGAACUCGCGGACGAAAAGCAACGGUUAAUUGCGAAAACAGCCACCGCGUUCACGGAUCCGAAGUUAUCUGGGGGGACUGGGGAAGUGAAAGUCGUUGUUGGGGUGGAAGCGUGUAGUGGCACGGCUUUGGAGAAAUAUGAUUCCUGUGCGGACGCAGAUCUGCUUCCCACCUGCGAGCGGGACUGUGGGUUGUAUGAAGAGUUCAUGGCGGAUAUUACAGUGCACAACUCCCCCUCGCCCUCAUUUGUCGUGCAAAAUCCCAAAUCCAGUCGCUGCCUUGUGGCACUGUUUGCAUGACAAAUUCCGGAAGUAGGCCAAAAGAGUACUACAUUAGGCACAUAGAUUUGUCAUGCAUAGGCGCCGUGAGCGCUGGUGCUUGUAUUGCUGUUCAUGCCAUACAAAUGAGGGGGAGGGGGAGUUGUGCACUUCUAUAGCGGAUGGGAGAGCCUGGGAGAAAUUCGCCCCGGCGGGGGAGUUAUCCUGUGCAAAAGUAUCGUACUCGUACUAAUUGCGUUCAUGCAUGACAAAUCUCUUUCUUAAAGUAAAUCAGCAUUACAAAUUUAAUUUGUAAUGCUGGGCUAAUUUGUAAUGCAAUUACUAUAUAUUAUAUUCAUGCGAAAAAAGAGGUAGACAGAGGGUAAACAAGAGGUGGCCGAGAGGUCAAAAAGAGGGCAAAAGAGGUAAAAAAGAGGUCGACAGAGGUGGAGAGGUGGCGCGGGACCCCUUUCGAGAGGGUCGGCGAGAGGGUGCGCGAGUAUAGCCCGCCGAAGGACCCACCUUAAGGCGGCGCCUAAGUGCCUCAGAGGGUGCAGAGAGGUCAAAAAGAGGGGGCGCGGGAGGUCGACAGAGGUCGAGAGAGGUGGCGCGAAUAAGGGCCAACCUCUCGCGCACCCUGUCGGCCACCUCUGGGCCACCUCUGUCGACCUCUACCCUCGAGUAUAGCCGGACUAUUAGCGGGGACCCCCAAAAGAGGGAAAAAAGAGGGUCUGCGAGAGGUCUGCGAGAGGGUAAAAACACAGAGUAGCGGGCGCGAAUCCGCAUGGGAGUCCCCACAUUUAGCGUUGCAGGCUCUUCGCGGAGUUGUUUUGUUCGGCGCCUGUCCCCGCCACCCUCUCGCGCACCCUCUCGCGCCACCCGCUCGCGCGACCCUCUCGCGCCACCCUCCCGCGCCACCCUCUCGCGCCGGGCGGCUUCUGUUCGCCCCCGGUGUUCUUUGCAGCUGCUCCCUGCGCAGAGCGCCCACAGGCGCGGGAGGCGCGCAAGUGGUCCGGCGGGUUGGCGCGGCGCAAACUCCAGCAUGCUUCGUUGUGCACAGGCCCGUGGCGUUGUGGUCCGAUCGGCAAACUAUCUUGCCCCGGCCCAACAGCCUUGCGCUCCGGCGGCAGCCGGAGCAUGGCUGGUUUAUACUAGUACGAUACUUUUGCACAGCAUAGGAGUGCUCGGCGGAAUGCGUGCCGUGGAAGAUGCUGGGUGGAGGAGGACUUGAUGAUGAUGCAAAAAGUCGAGAAGCUGGCGUCCUUGCAGCUGAUACAUCAAAGGUAUCACAUAUACCUCAAGAUGAAUCGACCACCAGAGGCAACCAGAAGAGCUCCCACGUGGUAAAAAUCCAGCAUCACAACAUCCGGCAGCGGGUGAAGAUGAAGGUGAGUAGACCUGCAGUAGUUGGAAGUUCUCCAGCUUCUCGUGCUGCGAGAAGCUGCGAGGCUGUGGCGGAAUUCGAAACGAAGCGAGUUAUUUUAUUUUCGGGUGCUGGUCGUUCCCCUUUGGCGUCAGCAUUUUUUGAGACGCCUCGUGGCCGUCCACCUCCCGCCGACGGCGUAAUAUCUUCGCACAGAACAAAUAAGCCGCCUGCGACUGUAACAGCACAAGAACUUCUGGAAAUAGUGCCCAGCUCAUCGGCUCUUCAACAAACAAGCGUAAGCGACGUGGAGCUCCAAAACGAAAAAGAAAAUGGGUCAACACGACCGGCAGUUGCACCAUCACCUUCCUUACAGAAGAACGUUGUCAUCAGCAAGGGCCUGGGUCGGGGGAAUGCUAAUGAUUACACGCAAAGUAGUAGACCACCAGAGGUGGAGGAGGAGACACCCAGGCCUUCGCUUGGACUUCUGCGCGACGAACAAGACGACGGAGUUGUUGUUGAGGAGGACCAGCACGAGCAAGAGGGAAGCAUAAAUCAUGACCAGCAGGGCGGACCGUCCUCUACCUCUCUGACGCCCGAAGGUGGUGCUGACUCUACUGGCACAACAUCUGGCAACAUACUAUCGCCCAACAUCAAACCGGACCACUUCAACAUCUCAGACGUGACGUACGAGCACCCCUUCGUCUACCUCACGCUGAGUGGGAUGUGCCUACAGGAUUUGCCACUGUGCCCCGCACCAACUACGUCCUCGGUGGAACACGAGAAAAGUCCUCUUUCAGCUGCAUCAAUAACGACCCCCACGCCAGACACUGUUUAUCCCGGACUCCACUCGCGAUGGCUCGGGUUGCGUGCUUCUGCGCGAGAUAAGGCUGAGGACGCAGGAGCAGGCCCUUUCGAGGACCUAGGCGGGGAAGGAGAAUUCUACGGAAGACUGUACUCUUCAAGGAACGUGACCAAGGGUGUUGUGGCAGAAAAGACGGCGUCAACGGAGAUGAAAUUAUGCAAGUUGCAAGUAUGUUACGUUAAUACCGUCCUCCAAACCGCAUCAAUCCCUAUGCCCUACAUUUGAAGAACUCAUAAGCUGUUGCAUUUAUCAUCUGGACCAUUUCGUGAGAUACUUGACGAAGCUGGCUGUGUAGGUUCGAGGUCGUCUUCGCGUCACGAAUCAUAUAAAGAAAGGGAAGUGGAAAUCAUGCCCGUCUCGUGCUGGCUGCUACUGUUGCUUAUGUGAUUUAUUCCCAGAACUGAGCUUAGACAUCCGGGAUUUUGAUUUUUGCAGCCCCAAUUGAGGACCACCCUAGUCAGAAUAUUUUUGUCACUUGCAUACCCCACGACGACCUCUUCUGAUGAAGAGAAAUUUCAGAAUUGUUGCUGUAUCGCCGUCGUCCUCCUCGCCAUCUUACUCGGUCUCAACACGGUGCUGGUCUUGGUUUACUGCGCAGCGCCGGAUCCGAACAGUUGGGCCUCGUAUCUUCGUGACAGUGCAGAGGAUGCAGCAGACGGGGCACCUUCAUCCCGAGGUGGCGUCGCCGCGGCUCGGGACCACCAUCUGCAGCAGCGGAGUUUUACCAACGUUUUCGAGCACGAAGAGUACAAGCAGCGACAGCAACUUGCUCCCGGAGGCUUUCCCGGCGCUGCCAGCACCAAGAACGGGAGAAGCCAGGGCUCUGAUGAUCUUCUGUUGAAUCAGCCCAGAACGGGGGAAUUCCUUCAGUCUAAGCGGAGUUCGGAUGAUUCGAACGGGCUGAAGAGCAGUGACAGGCAGCAAAUGUCGAAUACUAACUCGACGCUGAUGUUGCCCCCGCUGGUCGGCACCGGAACAUCAAGCAAAGAUGGUGGUAAUAUGAGCACGACCAAAGGCACUGAAAAUCCAAAUGCUACUUUUAGAAACGGCACCGGCACCACUGUGGCGAGCAAGACAAGCAGUGACGGCGCAGCGCUGGUGGAUUUUUCGCAAAUGCAGUCGUUCGGCAGGUACAGCCACAAAUUGGACAGCUACCUGAGCAAGUUGCACGUCGGCGCGGCUGCAGGAAGUACUGCCGGUAGCAACACAGAGCGAGCCGUUUUGAAGACAGACGACCGGUUUUCAGUGCCGCACCAGCUGCAGCAUGCAAGCGCUGAUCAUCAGCUACACGGAAGUUCUUUAGUCGGGAAGAACAAGACGGCAAGUAGCGGGACUGCUGCUGCUGGUGGAAGCAGCAUGCAGAGUGCAGCCCGGGGCUCUCCUCGGAAGGACACGGACGCUCCGGUGAAGAAAGCCAGCCCAAGCGGCAGUCCGACGGGGGGGAACACUCCUGUGAAACAGAAGGGAAGUCCGAAGGGCAGUGGUAGCCCAACUACCGGUAGUCCCACGGGAGGCAACACUCCAAAAGCUAAGGGAAGUCCAGCCGGCAGUGGUAGCCCAACUGGUAGUCCGACGGGAGGCAACACUCCAAAAGCUAAGGGAAGUCCGAAGGGCAGUGGUAGCCCAACUGGGAGUCCCACGGGAGGGAACACACCCAGGAACAAGGGCAGCCCAGGGGGUGGCAGCCCAACUGGGAGUCCGACUGGAGGCAACACCCCGGCGAAUAAGGCUAUGGAGUUCUCAAAUGUUACAUUCUCAACUGUUACAUGGAUUUGUAAUGCAAGACUGGCAAAAUUGGAAGGAGGAAGAUUGCGCCUUUUGCAUUACAAGUUUGGCGCAGAUUUAGAAGCUGUCUAGCCCUCCCGAAAUUUGUCAUGCGAAGCAGCUCGAUCAUCUGCCGCCUUAAGGUGCUUUUGCAUGACAAAUUCAUGUAAGAACAGUUGAGAAUGUAACGCUUGAGAGCGCCAUAAAGGCUAGUUCGGGAAGCGGAAGCAGCCCGACCGGAAGUAGCCCAACGGGGACGGGUAUCAAUUGCAAAAAUGUCUGGGUCUGGAAAUUUGUGAUGCUAAAAUGCGCAUGACGAAAGCGCUCCCUCAUGCAGGAAAGCAUUACAAGUUUGCAGAACGCUUCCUCAUACGCGCUCCGCAUGAGAAACUGCGUUUUUGUAUGACAACAGAGGCUACGAGUUUUGUGGGUCAUGCAAUACAGAUCUCACAGGAAUGCAAGACCCGCAUUACAAGUUCCAAUUUUCCAGACCCAGACAUAUUUGCAAUGCAUAACGGGCGGAAAUAACACUCCGCGGAAAAUGAAUAGAGGCAGUCCUGGCGGGGGGAGCCCGCCGGGGGGCAGUCCAUAUGCAUUGCAAAAGCAUUGUACUAGUAUAAAUCGCAUGACAAAUUUUAUCAGGUGGUAGAAAAUUGGAAUUUGUAAUGCAGAUUUGGGUAGGAAACCAGAUUUGUCAUACAUACCUGCAAUUCAUACGAGUGCGAUACUUUUGCAGUGGAUAGCCCAACCAUCGGAACUACGCCGACGAAAAAACGCAGCCCCGCUGUGACGCCACGCACGGAAAGGAGAAGCUCGCAGCGACGGGGGUCUAGCGAGUUUCUAUUGCCUUCUUCGACCCAGAAAAAAGAGAACAAACCGAGGACUAAGCCUCUCGGCAGUGCGGCUGUUGGGGGGCCGAAUACGCACGACAUCGAGUUCGGCAGCAGCUCUACCUACGCCGGCGGCUCGGUGGCUGAAGUGCAUCACCACCAUCAACACGGUUCUCAUCUUCAGCAGGAUCACCCAGGAGGCAUAGGCACCGCAACGCGGUUCUCAGGGGCAGCCUCAGCUCGAUCUGCCUCGUCCACUCAUUAUUCGGGCGUCGUCCUGGCAGCGGCGGCGCAGCUGCGGCAAAUUAGUAAGGACGAAGUCGCCGCUGGUGGAGGUGACGAUCCUGCUGGUUUUUCGAAGGAGCGGCCUAGCGGUGGUACCAGCGGGGGGAAGAAAUAAACAAAGCGCAGGUCCUCGAGACAGGAGUAGAGCCUUCAUUUACUCCAUUGAUUGAGGACGGGCAUUAUGUCGGCCCCAUUUUUUGAACCUUCUGGCAGAUAAGAAGCACGAACUAUUUCUCUUUCCCGCGGCCAAGAAGAUAAACAUUUUUUUCCUAAAUCCUAUACCCACAACCCAGAGUAGUACUAGAAGAUAUAUUUCAUUUUUGCAGUACCAAUACCCAACUUGAACUUGUUUGAGCAAGAUGAUUAUCAACGUCGACCGUAGAUUAUUGUGCCAUUUGACAAUCUCAGCAUUAACGAAAAAUCAAAAGUGCCAGUAUUUCAAUCUGUUCAUGAUGAAAGAACAUGACUCAUGGAAAUCGUGAGGAAUCUUCUCGUCUGCGCACAUUUUACACACAAU
Messenger RNA from Amoebophrya sp. A120, 7565 nucleotides. The record is from the annotation of a GenBank genome assembly. NCBI's taxonomy places the organism in Eukaryota, Dinophyceae, Syndiniales, Amoebophryaceae.